This is a messenger RNA of Durusdinium trenchii, 1410 nucleotides long. The record is from the annotation of a GenBank genome assembly. NCBI's taxonomy places the organism in Eukaryota, Dinophyceae, Suessiales, Symbiodiniaceae.
AUGAGAACCAGGAACAAUGCCUUUGACUACGAGGGGAAAGAAUUUGCCUCGGGAGGUAUGCAGAUGGGUGGAGUCCAAGACUAUGCAGACUACAUGAACCAAUAUGCUGGAGAGUGGGUGCCGGAAGAGAGCAUUGAUCAGAAGCAUCAGGCAGAUGGGCACAAGGAUGCUGAGCAGAAAGGAGGUGACCAGAAAGGAAGGCAUCAGAAAGACAGGCAUCCCAAAACUGGUCAUGAGAAGGCCGACCAUCAGCAAGGUGGUCAUCAGAAGGCUCAUCAUCAGAAAGAGGAUCAUCACCAGGACAGCGAUGAACAGAACUCCAAGGCCUCAGCAGCAGUGCCAGGGCCUGACAAGACGCAUAUGGCACAUGCGAAGGGUCAGAAAGAAGGGCAGAAAGCCGUUCAGAAGGCCAGUGAGAAGGAUCACAAGCACACCAAAGACAAGAAAGCUGCCCAGGCAGUGACACUCCUGGACACAUCAGAGGAAUGGGCACCUGUGCCUCACCCAGCACAGCCGGUUCUGCCGCGCCUGAAGAUUGCAAGCAAGGACUUCAAAAGCUCUACUGACAUUCUACACCCGGCUCAGCCUGUACUACCACAGCUCUCAAAGGCUUCGAAGGAGGCCAUUGAGGACGUGCGCUCUGGUGUGCAACGGCUACAGCAGGCGGCACAGGAUGAGGUGUACGCGGCAUGGACCAUGAACAAGCACUUACCUGCGCAAGAGCAGACCCAUGAGCAAAAGCAAUUGGGUGAAUCUAUGUCUCGCCUGUGGAAGGUGACGCGAGAGCCUUUGAACACCAAGUCCUUGCAGGAGCUGGAAGAUGCAGGACGGGCAGCUUCAACUGCCAUUACCAGGCUCCGCACUGCAGAGCUCCAGCAGCUGCGCAAGAGUGCCAAGACCGCACAGGAAAAGCUCAUGAAGGGGGCCAAAGACUGGUCUGAGAUGUUGCAGCGAGAUGCUCGGAAACAGGAUAGCAAGAAAUUGGUGGAGGAAGCAAGGCAGGCAGGUGUGGAGCUCGAGAGGUCACUGACAAAGGCCUUGGAAUCACGAACUGAGAACAGAGCACAGGAGCUGUUACUCCGUGCCCAGCAACGGAAAAAGCUGCUACAGGGAGUUCUCAGUGAGGCAGUGGAUGUUGCAAAGAUGGCUCGUGCUCCACAGUUCACUGUGGAGGAGACAAAACCUCAGAAAGAGACACUUGAGGUCAAAGUUGAGGAAACAAUACUGCCAGAGAGGCAGACAAAGACCUUCACUGCCGAAAAGCUGAAGGGAGUGUCUGGCUCCUGGCUGUUGCUUGGGAUCACCAUUGCCGGCCUACUGUACUCGGUGGCUGGCUUCGUCCUGCGCCGUUCAGCCGCAGCACCCAGGGAGUCCAGGGAGAUUGCACUCCUCACCAUUGCAGAGCCAUAG